Pediculus humanus corporis (human body louse) is the source of this 2205-nucleotide messenger RNA. Its product is annotated as adam, putative. NCBI's taxonomy places the organism in Eukaryota, Metazoa, Arthropoda, Insecta, Psocodea, Pediculidae. Gene Ontology annotation, cellular component: plasma membrane. The record is from RefSeq and is a predicted model, not a curated record. The transcript is spliced from 12 exons. Bases 1 to 2205 code for a protein of 734 amino acids. Gene Ontology annotation, biological process: Notch signaling pathway; membrane protein ectodomain proteolysis. Gene Ontology annotation, molecular function: metalloendopeptidase activity.
AUGUCGUACGACGAUUUACGUGGAAUUAAAACAGAAAUAAGACAAGGAUCAAUAUAUAAAAACUUAAAAACAUUCCACAUUUUUCAUGCUGAUGAUAUAACACAUACAAUAGUGAAGAGGGGGAUAAAACAAAGCGAUCAUCCAUUUAAUGUUAUAAAAGAAGUUAAAUUUACAACUCUCAAUAAAGAGUUCAGACUUAUUUUGACUCCUAGAAAAGAUGUUAUUCAUUCAAAAUUCAAAGCAUACACAGUGGAUGCUGAUGGAAAUGAAACUCCAUUUCAUGUUGAUCAUGACAAUUUUUAUCAUGGUAGAGUUUUCGGUGAAGUAGUAUCACAUGCACAUGUUCAUAUCGAUGAUGGGGUUUUAACAGCUUCAAUACAUUUCGAAGAUGAAGUGUAUCAUAUUGAGCCAAAAUGGAGACAUCUUCCAGAUGUAGAUAAUCGUUCUAUGAUAGCAUAUAGAGCAUCAGAUGUUAAAUUUAGUUGGGAUCAAAAUUUAAAUGAUUACAGUGAAAAAAAUUGGCCAAGAACUUGUGGUUAUGUAAAAGAAGAAGUAGAUAAAGAGCUUAAUUUAAAUAAAAAUAAAAAUGACAUAAAUGAUGAUGAUUUCGAUGAUGACAAAGAAGAAGAAGAAAAUACUAAAAGUUAUUACACUAAAAAUCACACAGAAGCCAAAUCUAGAAAAAAGAGACAAGCUGAUCAGUAUGAAUACACACCUUCUAAAACAAGAUGUCCGUUACUGCUUGUCGCAGAUUACAGAUUUUAUCAUGAAAUGGGUGCGGGAAAUACUAAAACCACCAUUAAUUAUUUGAUAAGUUUAAUUGAUAGAGUGCAUAAAAUUUAUAAUGAUACAACUUGGCAAGAUAGAAAUGAACAAGAUGGAUUCAAGGGAAUGGGAUUUGUGAUUAAAAAAAUUGUCGUUCACUCGGAGGCAACAACCGUUAGAGGAGGAGAAUUACAUUAUAACAUGGUUCGAGAUAAAUGGGAUGUUCGUAAUCUACUCGAGGUUUUUAGUCGAGAGUACAGUCAUAAAGAUUUUUGCUUGGCCCAUCUAUUCACCGAUUUGAAAUUUGAAGGUGGUAUUUUGGGUUUAGCUUAUGUUGGAUCUCCAAGACGAAAUUCUGUCGGUGGGAUUUGUACUCCAGAAUAUUUUAAAAAUGGAUACACUCUCUAUUUAAAUUCCGGAUUAAGUUCCAGUCGAAAUCAUUACGGGCAAAGAGUGAUUACCAGGGAGGCAGAUUUGGUUACAGCCCAUGAAUUUGGACAUAAUUGGGGAUCCGAACAUGAUCCCGACAUAACAGAAUGCAGUCCCAGCGCUUCACAGGGUGGAUCUUAUUUGAUGUACACAUACAGUGUCAGCGGAUACGAUGUUAAUAAUAAGAGAUUUUCACCUUGUAGCUUACGGUCGAUUCGUAAAGUUUUACAAGCCAAGUCGGGAAGGUGUUUUUCAGAACCGGAAGAAUCGUUUUGUGGAAAUUUAAGAGUGGAAGGAGAUGAAGAAUGCGAUGCCGGUCUCAUCGACGACGACGAUCCAUGUUGCGACAAGAAUUGCAAGUUGAGACGAAAUCAAGGAGCCGUUUGCAGCGAUAAAAACACGCCCUGUUGUCAACAUUGCCAAUUCAUGAUGGAGGGUAUUAAAUGUCGGGAAGCUCAACUGGCAACUUGCGAGCAAGAAUCCAAAUGCACGGGAACUUCGGCCGAAUGUCCCAAAAGUCCGCCGAUGAUGGACAAAACCGUUUGUUUGGAAAAGGGUCAAUGCAAAGAUGGAAAAUGCAUUCCUUAUUGUGAAACGAAAGGUCAACAAAGUUGCAUGUGCGAUGACUUGGUUAACGCUUGCAAAAGAUGUUGUCGAAAUCAUUUAAACGAUACGUGCGCUCCAGAUAGUAGCCAAGAUAUUCUGGGCGAUGGAACGCCAUGCGUUCAAGGGAUAUGCGAAAAAACCAUUCAAGACGUCGUGGAAAGAUUUUGGGAUAUCAUAGAAGAAAUAAACAUAAACAAAGUAAUUAUAUUUUUGAGGGAUAACAUUGUCGGGGCAACAAUCAUCGUGUCAGCUUUAAUUUGGGAUUCCGGGCUAGUGAGUUAUUUCGAUCGACGUAGGAGAAGAGAAAUAUUGAGGAGACAAGAAUGGAACAAACGUAACGAAUUAUUACAUCCCUCCGACAACAGACGUGUGAUUAGAACGGUCGUGCCCGCCAAAAGAUCAUGA